Messenger RNA from Saprolegnia parasitica CBS 223.65, 1068 nucleotides. RefSeq lists its product as hypothetical. Lineage: Eukaryota; Oomycota; Saprolegniomycetes; Saprolegniales; Saprolegniaceae. The record is from RefSeq and is a predicted model, not a curated record. The transcript has a single exon. The coding region runs from base 19 to 1017 and encodes 332 amino acids.
UUCCACUCCACGCGCAAGAUGUCGUACUCGGGUCUCGCCUCGCUGCAAUGGUACUUUACAGGUCUCUGCCACUACGGCGCGCGCGGCUACCGCAAGGCGUCGACCACGUGGGUCGAGACGCCCGUCGACGUCUCGUCGCGCCACUACGCCGUGACCGGCGCCAACAGCGGCCUUGGCUUUGCGAUCGCGACCCAGCUCGCGCAGCUCGGCGCGCAUGUGCAUUUGGUCUGUCGCGACGCGGGCCGCGCCGAGGCUGCGCGCAAGGCCAUCGUCGACGUCUCGUCGCACGACCCGACCAAAGUACACGUGCACCUCGGCGACCUCGGCAAGCAAAAGGACGUGCAUACGAUCGCCGCGUCUCUGGCGGCUGCCGCGCCGUCUCUUGAUGGCCUUGUCAACAAUGCAGGCAUGCUGGCGAAGGAGGCAGUCUUUACUGAAGACGACGUCGAGUCCUCGAUGGCCGUCGCGAUCAACGGCACGUACCUCCUCACGGCGCUGCUCCUUCCGCAGCUGCGCAACCAUGCGGACGGCGCGAUUGGCCGCGUUGUCAACAUGUCGAGCGGCGGCCAGUACCUCGGGAGUUUGGACCUCGUCGACGUGCGCGGCAAGACCCGCGCUGGCGACAAGUUUGACGGGACGCUCGCCUACAUGCUGGCGAAGAAGACUCAAGUCGCGCUGACGAUGGAGUUUGCCAAGCGGUUUCCGCUCGGACAGGACAAGAUUGCGUUCCACGCGAUGAACCCGGGCUGGGCGACGACGCCAGGGACAACGAGCUCGAUCGGCGGCUUUACGCGCCUCCACGGAUGGAUGAUGCGAACGCCUGAGCAGGGCGCAGACACGGCGGUCUGGCUCUGCACGGCGCCGGAGCCAGCCACGUCAUCGGGGCUGUUCUGGCUCGACCGUCGCGUUGUGCCCACCGAGAUGUCGUGGGCCUCGACCGCGCACACGGAGGCCGACCGCAGCACGCUCUGGGCGCGCGUGGCUGAGAUUUGCGGCCGCGACGCUGGUACCGCGUAAGCCUGAGUUUUCUUAGUCUCAUAUUUUAACCAUUUAUGCCCGAGUUUGACG